This is a messenger RNA of Theileria annulata, 942 nucleotides long. RefSeq lists its product as uncharacterized. Lineage: Eukaryota; Apicomplexa; Aconoidasida; Piroplasmida; Theileriidae. The coding region runs from base 1 to 942 and encodes 313 amino acids. The record is from RefSeq and is a predicted model, not a curated record. The transcript has 2 exons.
AUGAUUAUUAUUUAUAUAUAUUGUGUUUUGCAGAUUUGCUCAGGGAUUAAGUUCCCUGGCCCAAACAAUUUUAAAUACUCGUUUGUAAAAUCUGAUAAACAAAAAGAAAAAUCAGCCGAUAGUCCAGUAUACUUGUUUCUACCUCCACCAGAACCUGACCAAAGUACAAAUAUCAUACCCAAGGAUGUAAACGUUGUCAAUAACCAAAACUAUGAUGAAAUCAUAAGUGGUCUGAAGACCAAAGUGUUCACAAAUGAGCCUACUCUGAUAAACUUUGUUCCAGAAGUCAAGUUGAACGACAAGAACAACGUGACGGAUAACAAGGUGUCGAGUUUUAUACUCAAGAUGUCCGAAAUGAUGUUGUUGUCGGACAGAGUUAUAGUGCCUAUAGACUUUUCAGAACUGAUGAGAAGUGGAUGCUGCGGUUCUGACCGUCUGAAGUUACUGGGCCUAGUCAUGAUAGCAGUUAAUUUGCAGUACCAGUACUCGCCUAAACUUCACUUUGUGGUGUACAACUAUAACACAAUGGAGGACAAAAUGUAUCUAAGUUCAUACGAAAAGGAAUACAUUAAUAGACAAAAGUCAGAAAUAAGUGGAGUGUUGAAGGACUUUAUACACUCAUUUGUUAACACAUCGCCAUCACAAUUCCUGCCAAAUAACAUAAUACUCACGUGCAGCUAUGUUAACAAUUAUAAGAAUGUCAGUAAGAUACUAAAGGAUUUGUUUGUCGAGGACUUAGGCUACUUUGGAGUUUGCUCAAGUGACAUAAAGGAUGAAUUUGAUAAAAAAAUCAGAGUUUGUGAAAAUAUUGAAAAGUUCACCUCAUCAAUGCAAGAAGUUAAGCAGACGAAAUUCAAUUUAGUGGAAUUCAAUCAAAUUGUCAAACACUCAGAUUUAUACGCACACUUGCUAAACAUACACGACUCUUCAUACAAGAUGUAA